AUGGAUGAUUCAACUUCAAACUACGCAGUUCCUUUGUUAACAAACAAAAAUGAGAAUUCUCAAGUAUCCUUCUCUCGAAAAGUUUGGGAAGAAAAUCAGAUGGUGUGGAACAUAGCAGGACCAUGCAUUUUAAGUGCAAUCUUUCAAUUCUCUCUUGCUUUCACCACUCAAACAUGGGUUGGUCAUGUUGGUACGCUUGAACUUGCUGCUUUUGGUCUCCAAAACUUGGUCAUUUCUGUUGGGUAUGGAAGUGCAUUAGAAACAUUAUGCGGACAAGCAUAUGGAGCAGGAAAACUAACAUUGCUAGGGAUAUACUUACAAAGAUCAUGGGUGAUUCUGCUUAGAACUGCGUUACCGUUAACACUAAUCUCAGUAUUUGGAACACAAAUUCUAUUAAUAUUAGGCCAACAAAAAGAGAUUGCAGAAUUAGCUGGUACAUAUUCUAUAUGGAUGAUACCACAAUUAUACAUGUAUGCAUUGAAUUCUCCUAUGCAAAGAUUUUUACAAGCCCAAAGCAAAGUAAUACCAUUAGCUUGGUUAUCGUUUCUAGUUUUAGUAAUUCAUGUUCCAUUAAGCUGGUUUUGUGUUAUGAGAUGGGGUUUAGUUGGAGCAGCAGCUUCUUUGAAUUUUUCAUGGGUUUUGGUCGUCAUUCUUCAAUUUGCUUAUAUUGUCUCUGGAAGCUGCAAGGAUUCUUGGAGUGGGUUUUCAUGGAAGGCUUUUACUGAAUUGCUUGAUUUUCUCUGGUUAUCUUUGGCUUCAGCUGUCAUGCUCUGGUUAGUAUCUCUGGUUAUCUUUGACUGGAAGUGGUGCUGGCCCACAUUUGCCUUAUAA
Messenger RNA from Papaver somniferum (opium poppy), 831 nucleotides. RefSeq names its product protein DETOXIFICATION 29-like. Gene Ontology annotation, cellular component: membrane. The transcript has 2 exons. Gene Ontology annotation, biological process: transmembrane transport. The record is from RefSeq and is a predicted model, not a curated record. Gene Ontology annotation, molecular function: antiporter activity; xenobiotic transmembrane transporter activity. Lineage: Eukaryota; Viridiplantae; Streptophyta; Magnoliopsida; Ranunculales; Papaveraceae. The coding region runs from base 1 to 831 and encodes 276 amino acids.